GCGACAACAAUCGUAUAGCCGUGGUGUGCCGAAGCCUGACCCGAUAGCCUAGGUACAUUUACGCUGGCGCGUCUUUUUAAAUUUUCAACACCAUGGUACCAUACCGGCCUCUGCCGGUGCGGACGUUCCCAGGUCGACCGUCACCAUUUCAGCCCAUUCCUAUCCGCAAAAAAUGGCUACUCUCAUGGCGUGGAUCAACGAAUCAAAAAGGCCUGUCUACGUGGACGCCGAGAAGCUGAAACAGAGGACGAAGCCGGCAGCGGCGAUGAGAUUAAUGAAGCGGAUGCGGCCAACGCAGAGGACGACGCAGCCGACGUAGCCAACACAAAUGGCGCAGUCGACGAGACACUCAACCCCUACCCGGAUGGCAUCCAGCGAGCGACAGACGUGUUGCUGGCAGUCGAAAAUCGCGAGGCAGCCGACGUGUUGCUGGCAGCCGACAAUCGCGAGGCAGCCGGCAGAGUCAAGCUACCGCCGAAGCUUUCUUCCAUCAGCACCACCAGGGGACGAGCCGACGCCGGUCAACAAGUCGAAAAAGAACACGAACACCACCACCACCGUUACACUCAGCAAACGCCCAUCCGCCUGCGAGAGCCGGAGAGUGCCGCAGUGGUUGUGGACCCCUUAUCCCAUCAACCGAUUGCCCGACGAGCUCGUGCUUCAUAUUCUUCACUGCCUCGACCAUGAUCCGCUUACUAUGCUCUGCCUCCGGCGCGUAUCAAGGAGGUUUCGGCGGAUAAUCUACGACCGGGAAAUCUGGAGCUUUAGGCGUGUCGGCAACCGUUACUCGGAGCUUGAUUCUUCUUCCAAGGAGGAGUCCCGCAUGCCGAAAGACUUGAAGGAAGAACUUUGGCGGCGAAUCCAAAGAGAUGGAAUGUGCGACGAAUGCCGUAUGCUCCGGCUCGGUGCUCUCGACAUUGACAACCCGGGCGCCACCUGGCGUCGAAGCCCUUAUAGGUGCCCAGCCAAAUCAAGGUCUCCUCUCGGACUUCAUUGCGGCAGCUGUAUUAGUAGCGGCAUCGGCCAUGAUUAUGUGCAUCCGUGCCUAGGCCGCCAUGGCUCCGUUCGUCUGUGCGAGCACGUCAACAUUUCGUGGGCCGACAUGGAACCCUACCUGUCCGAGUGGCACCAGCGGCAAGAUCCCCACAAUGACGGCGGCCAAGCCUGCCUCGACGGCUUCAGCGUCCAGUGCCGCGACCCCAGCCACGACUUCCGCUGCAGAGCCGAGGACGCUCCAACUUGGCCUCGAGCCAGCCUCAAGGUCAAAAAGCCGAUCGCGAGGGUGGUCUUGACUUUUGAGUGGAGUCCCCAUAGCGGUUCCGACGUCUUUUCUAUCACCCGGGAGAGGCAGGCGCCCGUAUCGGAAAUGAAGAGCAUGCUCCAGAGGUAUCGGCAAGGCGCAGCCGAUAUUCUAUUCCCCUCAUACCCCCAACUUCCUCUCCCCGAGAUGGCAUCAGCCAUACCGAAUCUUGGCGUCCGAGUCCGAAGCAGCCCUCGUGUUGGCGGCGUCCCGUUCGGCGUUGGCGGCGUCUCGUUCGGCUUUGGUGGCGUCCCGUUCAGCCUUUGCAUUCUUGAGCUCGAUGGUGAUAUUCGACUUGUCCGCUUCAACCUUUUGACGGCCUUGGAUGGCGUCGUCUCGUUCCCGCCUAGUUUGGGCAAGUGCUUCUUCUCUGAAGACGUUUGCGAGACUAAUAAUGGCGUCAACAAAUGACAUGCACAAAAGGAAAAACCAACGUCGGAAUUUGAAGCAUCGCAGCUAACCGUGUCGCUAGAUGCCGUGGUCGCCAAACGACACUACACACAUGCACUUGAUGCUCCAACAGAAAAUGUGGUGCUGAUGCGGCUCGGGAACACAACGCACGCGAAUAGAAAGUAUGCCUGGGAUUGGUAAGGACGGCCAGCGAAACCAAAUGGCGCUUGCUACAUACAUGCACUUGACCUUGGACAGGCGAACAAGUCUCCACAGGCGAACAAGUAUGAAAGAUAUAGAUGUGCCGGGAGAAAACGGUGCCUCAUAGAGAGAUUUCGAGUAAGGCUACUAGUCAUACGCUG
Molecule: messenger RNA, 2052 nt
Organism: Lasiosphaeria miniovina
Lineage: Eukaryota; Fungi; Ascomycota; Sordariomycetes; Sordariales; Lasiosphaeriaceae
Exons: 3
Coding region: 329-1711 (460 amino acids)
Molecular function (GO): protein binding
Source: RefSeq, a predicted model, not a curated record